AAUGACAUGAAAAAAUAGAACACUAAAAACAAUACCUAACCACAAAAAAUAGUAAAGAAAAUAAAUAAAUAAGAAAAAUUUUAAUUAUUGUCAGAUCUCAUGAAUUAUUGAUAUGGGAGAUAAAGUUUUUUGUAUUAAAACCGUUAAGAAAAGACCCAUAGUCGAUCCGGAAAUUCCCUGUACAGAAAAUUUCGAUUUGUUCGAAGCCCUAGAGUCUGUCUAUCCGUUAUUAGAUAUAAUUUUGGAUUAUUUGGACUGCGACGAUUUGCGGAGCUGUUGUGAAGUUAAGAAUGCCUGGAAAGAAGUGGCAGAAAGAAUAUUAUGCAAAAGAAUACAGCCGAGCUGGUUUACAUGUUUCAAGGCGGUCCCAAGGAAUAAGUUGAAUAUUUAUGAGCACAGUGAUAAUCUUAAUUUUAAUAAUGUUGGUAUAGGUAUUAUUUUGUAUGAUUUUAGAAGGAUUAAGCUCAAUAAGUAUAUUUGCAUACAUAACGAUGAUGAUGUGGUGAGUCACGGGGCAAAAUCUAAAUGGAAUUCAGUUCCAGAGUAUUUCGAGAAGGAACUGGUACCCCGCAACACAGACUACUGCAUCAUAUCGUGUCCCAAAGUUAUUUCCCAUUUUCAUAAAAAUAGCAAAAAUCUAUGUAAGGCUUCGUUUUUCGAUGGAUUGUUUAUACCGAAAAUUCCGAAAAUUAGGACCGCCAUGUUCCAUUGCAAUCCUGUGCGAAAGAACGAAAUACGAAGUACGGUCGAGAGUAAUAUACAUUCGCACGAGGAAAUUAGAUGUUUGUUGAUGUUUUCCACGACCGAUCAGAAAAAGGCUUUGUAUAAUUUGUUGAAAGAAUUGAUUCCGGAAAACGACGCCUCUUCGGUAGCCGUCGGCGGUGGAAUUAUUAGAGGUACCAAAACGUUUCUGCAAGUAAAUCCCGCCAAAUCAAUUAAUUCCAGUAACGACAUAUUUUCUAUAGUGUUUUUGAAGGAGAAAGGCGCAGAGGCUGAUUUCAAUGCGUUCUCCUAUGUGAUAUUCGGAGACGACUUGUCGAAAGAAGAAUUCGCCGAUGAAAUUUUCAAGUUCAAAGGUAGCACAUUUUUAAGAACCCACAGCGUAGUCAUUCGAGUCUGUUGUUCGGCGAAAGUUGAUGCGGACGAAGAACCGAAAAUAUUCAAUAAAAUCUUUCCGGGAAUCCCGAUUUUUGGAUUUCAUGCCGACGGCGAGAUAGGUUGGAAUUGCGUUUUAACACCAUCGACUACGGAAGAUGUAGAAGAAUGUCAGGCGAAAAAAGCGAAACACAAAUAUCCAAAUGUGCGUCAUCAGUGGUCCACUGUUUUUGUACUUAUUACCUGGGGUGCAAUUUUAUCUUAACAGUAUUUUUAUUUUUACAGUAUUUUUAACAGUUUUAACAAGUAUUAAUUUAAGGAGUAUUAUUUCAUACAUUUUAAAAUAAAUAAUGACAGUUUUAAAUAGAUA
Psylliodes chrysocephalus is the source of this 1465-nucleotide messenger RNA. The record is from the annotation of a GenBank genome assembly. NCBI's taxonomy places the organism in Eukaryota, Metazoa, Arthropoda, Insecta, Coleoptera, Chrysomelidae.